Spirometra erinaceieuropaei is the source of this 870-nucleotide messenger RNA. The record is from the annotation of a GenBank genome assembly. NCBI's taxonomy places the organism in Eukaryota, Metazoa, Platyhelminthes, Cestoda, Diphyllobothriidea, Diphyllobothriidae.
AUGAACAGCUUUCUCAACCCCAUUAUCUAUGCACAAUUCAAUCGGGACUUCCGAAUCCCCUUCAUUUACAUUCUACGUUGUCAGUGUGGCAGUAUCAACGAUCGCAUCCGCACGGAAAGUUUCGCGCACCAGUUCGGACUUUCUCGGAAAUCCAGUCUGGGCAGGCGCUGCUCCAGCGGUCAGCGCGGUUCCAGCAGUAGUACUCUCAAACGUCCACGGCGCCAAACCCUCUCUAGCCGGAAUACCCUGCUUUCCCAGCACGCACAGACAGACAGCAGUCCCGUCUGCGGCAAAGGUGGCCGCACUAGUAUCUGCAUCGCCAUAGAAGCCAGUGACUUCCAGUUUAUUCCCUCGGAGGACGUCGCCGCUGCCGCCGCCGCCGCCGACAGUGCUGUCGACGGUAGGGCGGGCGCCCGACUCCUGACUGCGCCGAGCGCACCCUGUUUCACCUACGAGUUCGGCAUGCCUCUGCAGCAUAGUCCCGAAAGUGAUGUAGGGACGACCGAGGACAUUUCCUCAGUCAGUCAGCCUAACUCCCGACCUGUGUUUGCAUUGACCUACGGUGACGGUCUCGGGGACGACGGUGACAUCGAUGGGGUCGUACCCGCUUCAGCGCCAUCUUCACCGACACAGAAGAAGGCAACCGAGAACGGUCCCAGACCAAACUCCGAAGAGCCGUCAGUCGCACCUCUGGUCGGAGAAAUGCCGACGGCAACGGCAACAGCAGCCAUAACUAGGCCAUCACCAGGCGAAGCGACAAGGAAAGAAAUCGGAACUGCGAAGCAAUUUCACUGGACAAAGGCCAACGACUUCACACCCACUGUACGCCGUCUCUCAAAUGUCUCACCCUCCCAACGGACCACCCUUUGA